AAACCGACACAAGAUUUUCAUUCAAUCCCCCUUUACUGUAUAUGAACUCGAGGGUGCGUCACCUCACAUGACUUUGUGUAUGUAUGUAUAUGCACGAAAUAAAUCGUUUUUUUAGUGUUACUAUUGAUUCAGUGCGGUUAACUUGUUUCGCAGUAAUAAAAUAGUCUAUCAUCAUCACAUUUAAAAAUAAGCGUCGCCUCCUCUGCCGCCAUCAUCGAAGCAGCACAUAAGCGAAGGUUAAACUUAAGUUAAGCCAACUAACUUAACCGAUCAGUGUUCACGUUAAAGUGCUUAGAAAAAGACGUCAAGAUGUGUUGCAGCGAAGCAAUCGCGAGGAUUUUCAUGUUCGUGGCGAAUUUCGUCUUUUUAUUAGUGGGUGUUGCACUGUUCGCCCUCGGGGUGUUUUAUAAAGUGCACUACACACAAAUCACCGAAUCGAUACCGCAAGAGUAUCAAGUUCUUCAGUACGUACCGAUCUUGGCGAUCAUCGUGGGUGCCAUUAUUUUCGUGAUAUCGUUCCUGGGAUGCUGUGGUACCUUGAAAAGCAGCAUUUGCAUGCUGAAGACUUACGCUGGCAUUUUGAUUGUGAUCUUUUUGGCGCAAGUGGCCAUCGGAAUAUUCGGGUUGGUGCAGAUUAAGAAUAGCGAUGACUUAAGGCGUCAAGUGGAUAUAACUAUUAAUAACCUCUUUGAUAACUACUACAGUGGAAAAACUGGUGUUGUCGAUUUUAUUCAGCAGAACUUGAAGUGUUGCGGUACUUAUUCUCCGGCCUAUUGGACCUCCAAGGGGCAAAGUAUUCCACAGAGUUGUUACGAGAGUACUUUCCCGUUCACACAAGGUUGUACUGAUGCCGUAUACAACUUCUUACACAGCUCUGUGAGAUAUAUAGCGAUAGCUGCCAUAGCGAUAUCCGUGACUGAGAUUUUGGGAGCUAUUUUGGCCAUUGGACUGUCAAACUGUAUCAUUUCUGGUGCUACCUGGUAAAAGUGGGUUUUUAUGGACUGGAAUGUAACAGAUGUGAUAUUUUUAUGCACGGACUGAAGUGGGAGUGAUUACGAAAUGUGAAAAUAUCUUCGAGGUCCAGGUCAACAAGUUUGUAUUUUUGUAUGCGAUAUUUUGCACAAGUUUUAUUAUUAUCACAUGUUUUAAUAAACGCACUUAAAGUAAAUGCUAUAAAUGUUACCGUUUCGUCAGUAUUUUAUUAAAGUCUUUUUAUAUGCAGAUUUUAUUGAUGAAUAUUAAAUUUAUUGUUGUAUAUGUUUUCUACUAAUAAAUUAUAACAAAAUAUAAA
This is a messenger RNA of Anthonomus grandis grandis, 1291 nucleotides long. Its product is annotated as 23 kDa integral membrane protein-like. The record is from RefSeq and is a predicted model, not a curated record. The transcript has a single exon. NCBI's taxonomy places the organism in Eukaryota, Metazoa, Arthropoda, Insecta, Coleoptera, Curculionidae. Bases 310 to 984 code for a protein of 224 amino acids. Gene Ontology annotation, cellular component: membrane.